Molecule: messenger RNA, 5133 nt
Organism: Colossoma macropomum (tambaqui)
Lineage: Eukaryota; Metazoa; Chordata; Actinopteri; Characiformes; Serrasalmidae
Product: transcriptional activator protein Pur-beta
Exons: 1
Coding region: 10-930 (306 amino acids)
Biological process (GO): regulation of transcription by RNA polymerase II
Cellular component (GO): nucleus
Molecular function (GO): RNA polymerase II transcription regulatory region sequence-specific DNA binding; DNA-binding transcription factor activity, RNA polymerase II-specific; purine-rich negative regulatory element binding
Source: RefSeq, a predicted model, not a curated record
GCGGUGAAGAUGGCGGAUGGAGACAGCGGGAGCGAGCGCGGCGGUGGCAGCAGCGGUGGAGGGGGAGGAGGCGGUGGCGGCGGUGGUAGCGGGGGCUUCCAGCACUUCCAACGGGAGCAGGAGACCCAGGAACUGGCGUCCAAGCGCCUUGACAUCCAAAACAAGCGCUUUUAUCUGGACGUCAAGCAGAACUCAAAGGGCAGGUUCAUCAAGAUAGCAGAGGUGGGCGCCGGGGGCUCCAAGAGCCGCCUGACUCUCUCCAUGUCGGUUGCGGCCGAGUUCCGUGACUACCUCGGCGACUUCAUCGAGCAUUACGCCCAGCUGGGGCCCAGCACCCCGGAGCAAAUCGCCCAGUCAUCCGGUGGCGACGAUAGCGGCCCGCGGCGAGCGCUGAAAAGCGAGUUUCUGGUGCGGGAGAACCGCAAAUACUACCUCGACCUAAAGGAGAACCAGCGGGGGCGGUUCCUGCGGAUCCGGCAGACCGUGAAUCGAGGCCCCGGCUUUGGCGUGACAGGCCCCGGCGGCGGCCUGCAGGCGGGCCAGACUAUCGCGCUGCCCGCGCAGGGCUUGAUCGAGUUUCGCGAUGCCUUGGCCAAGCUAAUCGACGACUAUGGCGGCGACGACGAGGAGCUGAGCGGCGGCACGGCGGCCGGGGGGUACGGUGAGCUCCCCGAGGGCACGUCCAUCAUGGUGGACUCCAAAAGGUUCUUUUUUGACGUUGGGGCCAACAAAUACGGCGUGUUCCUGCGCGUGAGCGAGGUAAAGCCGAGCUACCGGAACUCCAUCACGAUCCCUUUUAAAGCCUGGAGUAAAUUCGGCGGCGCUUUCUGCCGCUACGCCGAGGAGAUGAAGGAGAUCCAGGAGAGACAACGGGAUAAAAUGUACGAGAGGAGAGAGGAAUCAGAGGGCGAGGACGUGGACGACGACUGAUCCCAGUCAGCUACAGAGCUCGGAUGAGAUUCUGCUCCUAGAAGUUGUUACGAGAUUGCAGAAACGACCGCGACAAAAAAGUGCAUGACGAAUCGGACUUAAAACAAUAGCCUACUAAAAUAUUGUGGCGUGAUGUUCAUUUGACAGAAAAUACUAGAUAAUAAGGUCUGUGAAGUUUAUGUGAUGAGGUUUGGGGGAUUUUUGGAGAGAAAACCCGUCUAAAGCCAUGGGGCGAGAGGUUGUUACAUGAGUUGAGAGGUAGGAUUUAUUACUGAAGCUGCCCUUGUCCUAAACCAGCAAGUUUAAUUGUCUGAAGUGACAUUUAAACUUUUGUAAUGGCAAACACUAAUGCUGCUGAAUCUCAGAGGCAGUCAGCACACAUGAACCCAAGCAACUGAAAAGUGUGCGCAUUGUUCAGUAUAGUUCAAAAGCAAAGUGGGAGAGUAGACUGGCGUUCACUAUAGUCUCAAUGGCGGCCAUAGACCAUAAUAUAGCCUUGACCAUAAUAUAGUCUCAGUGGUGGUCAUAGACCACAAUAUAGUCUUGACUGUGGCCAAGACUGUGAUAGUCUGUCGGAGUGGACCGGGGGAAUUUAACAAUGCUGUCACGCUGUCAAACUUUGUUCAUUUAUUCAAUUCUUAUAGGCUGUUGUCUAAAUGGGCGCUACCUGACAAGCCAUAGGAACCUUUAGAAACGCCCACCAUCACAAAUCAAUCUGAAGACUAAUUGUUUAGCCUGAUAUAUGAAAAUUGAUUAAUUGGUUUAGUGAUAUGAUGGCCAGAUCAUGGAAAACACAAACAUGACAGGAACCUUUGUCUAUUGAGUAAGACUUGCAAAGAAUGCAGAAAAGGUAUAGGCCUAAUGGAUAAUAAGUGUGUAAAAUGUAUCAAAUGCAUCUAAACUUAUCAUUGACACUGAGACAAUGAACACUCACUGCUAACUGCAGUGAUGUGAAAACAGUUCAUGAGAGCAUUGUCUUUUCCAACUCGGGUCCAAAUCUCCAUGAGUACAUUGGAAUUAAUUUGUCAUUUCCUCCCUCUAGAUAGGACAGAACAGCUGAGGCACUGCAAUGAAACCACACUCCUUUUUUAUUUAAAGGUCAAAAAGUGCAUAGAUGAAUGUUUUUCUUUUCUUCCCUUUUUCAUUUUUUGUUUAGAAAAAAUAUAAAGACAGAUUAUUCUUUAUGACAGAAUUACUGAACAAACCAGCAUAUUUUUAAUACAUAAAAUAAUAGAAGUUAUAUGUGUAUUGCAGAAUUAUUAAAGCCUAAGAGGCUAAUUUUUUAAAAAAGUAAAAAUAUGGGAUUUGAAGACUGUCCAGUGUAUUUGUUUUCCAAAAAGUGUUGGAGUAUAGCAUCUAUAUAAGUAAAGAACGUAAAUAUGAUGUAUCUUGACAGUUUAUUUCGGAUUACGUAAAUCUCAUCCCUUACUUCUUGCACAUUGUCUGCGUUUACAUUGUAUUCAUUCUUUAUUAGCUUUUUACAUUUUUUUUGUUUAAAUUACUCUAUUUAACGGGGUAGUUCAACCUGGAAACGCCAUCAUGGCUAACAAUGAUUGAAAAUUCAUGUUGCUGGUUAGCAUGAUGUCAUGCUAACUGGCAACACUAGUUUUCAUUCAUUGAACAGAUUAUACAUGCCCUUUAAUUUGACACAGUGAUAUGAAAUGGCACUCGAGUCUGUCAAGUGGUCCUUUAUUAUGUUGUUGUGUAUGCCUGUCCCACAUUGCCUUUUGUUUAAUUUAUUAAGUUUUAUAAACAUAGUUUAUGUAGCACUACUGAUGCUACAGUGUUUUGUUACUGUCUUUUCUCCAGAACAUGAAUAUAAUGGGCAAGCAAACAAAGAUGUCAACUCCUUUCUUAAUCAUGCUUCAUAAUUUACCAGUUGUCUAGGAGUUCUAGAAGAUCUCAUCAUGUAUGUUCUUUUCUUGCAAGGAAUGUGUGAGUUACAAUAGUAGACCAGUGGUGUAUGGCCGUGAAUAGUUAAGGUGUGUUAUGUUCAUUUCUUUUAUACAUUUCAUUGUCGCACUUUAAGAAGAAGAGCCGAAAUCCCAGCAAACACGGUGCAUAGUUUAUUGAGAGUGAUGUAAGUCUUGAUAUUCUUUUUUUUCUGCUCUUUGGGCAGGGGGGUCAGCAGUGUUUUUUGUAUUCAUAUAUAUAUAUAUAUAUAUAUAUAUAUAUAUAUAAAAAACCACCUUUCAUCAUCCCUACUGACUUGUACUGUUUCAUGUUAAAUGGCAGCUCUUUGUCAUUGUGUAUUCUGCUGUAAAUGAUCGAGAUCCUUUUCAGUGAUGAAUGAACACGUUCGCUUUAUGCAGAAGAUGCAGUCAAGUUCAACGGUGAGCAGAGCAUGGUUUCUGACAGGCAAAUAGAGGCAGAGGCAACAUUGAUCUGUCAACAUUUUGGCACUCCUCUGCUUGUCAGUUACUGAAUGUGGUCAUGUGUGCCGAUCUGGGCAUUGGUACCCCUGCUGUCUUUGCUCUGUUCUCUGUGCCCCGUCCAUUCGGCUUCUCUCCGAAUCUACAAUUGCAGCAGCUGUUCCCUUGCAGCAGUGAGCUGACUUAGCAGGCUGGCUAUGUGAGAGGCAUGGGCAAGCAAGCAUUCCUGCCCUGGUGGCUGACUGAUUCAGCUGUGCCGUUAGCUCUCAAGUGCAGAAAGAUACAAGGGCUUGAUUGUCGAGGCUGCUGCACACACACACAUACGUACCACAUGCACGCCUUCUGAAACCUUAACUGCAUCAAUAAGGCUGUGCAAAACACACAGUGAAACUGUAAAGCUGUUCUUGCCAUCUUGCCAUACCUUCCAACUGAGAGGGGCUUGCAGCUGACAUUAGUUCAGAAUGAGCUCUUUGCCAUUUGUUGAAAAAUUGACAUAGCACAGCACAGUAAGGUGCAGUGGGUAGAUGUGAGAUUUUAUGUAUUUAUUUUUUUUAAGCUGGGGCAAACCAAAUGAACGUGUGACAGCACCAGCAGCUUUUGGCAAGAUGCUUCUACUCUCUUCUCAGCUGCUGGGCCACUCUUUUGUUUGUUUUUUGCCCCCCCACCCCCCCACCCCCCCUCAAGGGGAGCCACCGUCCAGAGACUGACUGCUAUUUUUCCCCUCUAAGCCAGCCUUGCUGAUCCUUUUUGAAUGCAAGAAAGGAAACGUGAUCAUUCUGUGGACCUGUGACUUCUCUGUGGUUGUAGUAAUGUAUGUAACUGAACUAAUGCAGUUUUAUCAGUCUAUGUGAACCUAUUUUUUUAAGACCCAAGUCGACACAGUAAGAUGUCUGAAUUAUCAGUGCAGUUCAGAGGGAGUCUUGCUGGUUGCUUUUUAAGCAUUGCUGCUUUUAAAGUAACACAUUUGGGUUAUGCUGCAAGACCUCUGCCAAACAGUAGAAACAGGCAUUCUGCUAAUUACAGUCAAUUGUAUGCACUACAGUUAAUUUCAGAUGCUAUACUAGUUAGGGAGCUCGUUAAAAACCCAUGUAAUGUCACAUUGUUAGAAUGGAAGUGGUGAUGAUGGGAGGCAAUACACACACCAAUUGAUGGGCUUGUGACUAUGUUUUUUGCCAGUUUCUUUACCAUAGUUGGUUCAUUUGUCUUCCUUUGUCUCAAGACCGGGCAGUGUGCAAGCUCUGUAAGCCGUUUCCAUAUGUUGAAGCCGUUUCUUUAUUCCUCACUAGAGACAAUACCACUGUUGAUGAUUUCUGUUAACUGUUUUGCUAUUUCAGGUAAUUUUCCAAGUCUUAACAGUUUCUUCACAGACUGUUUUGGACAUGCAAGUUUGGACUCCGCCAAUUCAUGGAACAUUCUUUCUCAAGGCUAAGAAAUAGUUAUUUUUCAGUUGAUCUGAUGUUAGUAGAGAUUCUAAAUGUGAACAGCAAGCCCAUGUCUGGUUUCUACUCAGGUUUUAGGCAUUCUCAAAUGUAUCUCUACACACUCAUCGUAUACCUCCCUUCACUGUUGAUGCUGAAGUGGUUAGGAGGCAGACUAGAUCAAUAUUCCUGCAACAGGAAGUUUCUAUCUCGAAGACUCAGUUACUCCAUUUCUGCUGGUUCCCCAUCAAGCCCCUAAUCGCAGCCUGCCUCCUACACACCACAUGCUGGGUGGCCAACCAUUUCCCCAUGCCUACCCAGUUUUUCAAAAUCGAGAUUUACAAUUCUAUAUUUAGAAAAUGCUAUGUAUGUUUGUAACAGAAUAAAGGCAAUUAUAAUUGAUGGAAAACGAU